AUGAAAGUGCCCGACGUUCACUAUCAUUUGGAGAUAUCUGUGACCAAUCCUGUGGUAGAACAUGAGGGAUCGGCUUCAUUUACCAUAUACCAUAUCAACAUUGAAACGAAUAACCCUAGAUUGACCAAAAGUAAAUAUACUGUUGUGCGUCGUUACUCUGAUUUCGACAUCUUGCAUCAAUGCUUAUCAUUUGAUCACCCCACAUUAUUGAUACCUCCAUUACCUAAUAAGCAGCGGUUGGAGUACAUCAAGGGCGGACGCUUCACUGACGAGUUUGUAUCUAAACGUUGCAACUCCUUAGAGAUAUUUAUCAAUAGAGUGAUCAAGCAUCCUGUCCUUUUAAAAAGCGAGGUUCUUAUGAUUUUUCUCGAAGAUAGCGACUAUUGGAGUACGUACAAGUCCAAUUUGCAUUUGAAUGAGUCCAACUCAAUUGUGCAUACAAAUCCUAGUGUUGAAGGAGUGACAGAUUUCUUGAUGAACUCUUUUAAAAAACCUCACGUCGAAAGUAAAUACAGCAAAAACUUCAAAGAGAUUGAACAUCAAAGAUUAAAUUUACAAGAUAACUUGAACAAAGUGGAUAGAAUAUACUCUAAAGUGGUGAAUAAACAGGACAGUAUAUCGAGAGAGUUGAACUCCUUUGGUGACGAGUUCAACAAAUUGACCAUUUUGUUAAAUAACGACUUCAAUGGAAAAUACCGAGAAGAAAAUCAACUUGAUGAUGAAACGAAAGUUCUGGUCAAUGAGUUUAGGACGUUUUCAGAGAAUUUGAAAAAAUCAGGGAGCUACUAUAAUGAUUUGAAUCAGUUUAUAGAGUUCAAGUAUUUGAACAAUUUGAAAGAUUUGGAGCACUACUUGAUUGCUUUAGGAAAUUUGAUAAAGCUAAAGGAUUACAAAGUUCUGGACUAUGAGAUGUUGAAUAACUACUUGGAAAAAGCUACUGCUGAGAGGGAAAACUUGAUACGUGGAGGAUCAUUGACAUCUACGACAGAGGGUACUAUAUCUUUUUUGAGUAGAAAACUUGAAUCGCUAACCGGGUUAAGAGGCUCAUCUUUACUGCCCUCCUCAGCCUCGAUAGAGAAGCUUAAUUCUAGAAUUUCAUUGUUGGAGAGGGAAAAGGUUCAGGCGAAGCAAGUCUACGAGCAAUUUGAAAAAGACUUGGUUGAUGAAUGGUCACAAUUCCAGAAAGUCAAAGAUGACGAAAUAUCUCAAUCCCUGAACGAAUUAAGUGAAGAGUAUACCAGACUGUAUUCAAAAUCUUAUGAAGAUUGGAAUGCUUUUAAACUCAACAAGGAAGGGAUAAAGUUACAAAACAAGUUGGAUGAUGACGCAAGGAGUAAAUAUUUUUCAGCUAAUGCUGUUAUCAAAAAUGACGAAGAAAUCAAAGAAUUACUACAUGAAAUGAAAAUAUGA
Molecule: messenger RNA, 1410 nt
Organism: Pichia membranifaciens NRRL Y-2026
Lineage: Eukaryota; Fungi; Ascomycota; Pichiomycetes; Pichiales; Pichiaceae
Exons: 2
Coding region: 1-1410 (469 amino acids)
Biological process (GO): cytoplasm to vacuole targeting by the Cvt pathway; autophagy
Cellular component (GO): phagophore assembly site
Molecular function (GO): phosphatidylinositol binding
Source: RefSeq, a predicted model, not a curated record